AUUGCGUCUACACUAGGUUUUCUUCCUUUCAUUUGGAUAGUGGAAAAUUUCUUAACAAAACCCACUCCGUCCGCUUUGGAUGAAAUGACUUGCUAUAAAAUUCUCAACGAUGACUUCGCGUACGAUGGAAUUACUUACUUGGAUGGAGACCGAUCUUCUAAAACACAGAUUCCAAUAAAAAUAACCAAUGGGUAAGACUCACUACGAGCACAAUGAACUCCAAAUAUCUAACCCAGAUAAAGCAUUAAUGUUACGGAUGUCAAUGAACAGUAGUCUCUGAUAUAUCAAUAGCUGACGAGGUUAGACUACGUGCUAAAUUCCGUAUUCAAAAUAUUAGCGAACCGAAACAAACUGAGUUUCUAUAAUUUAUGAUAAAAUCCAAUGAGGCAGUCUAUGGACUCUUACGUGUUCGAAGCGAGGAAUCUCGCUGUGAAUCAACGGAUAUGGAAAUAGGUUUAAGUCACGUCAACCCAACGAAUAUACGAACGAACUAUUUUAAGAGAGGGGGGUUUUAUAUUCCACACAAAAAAUGGAAAUCCACCAAACUUCAUUUCGAGUUUUGAAUGAGUGCCAACUCAUAAGAAGAACGACUAGAGUGAAGAGCACUGAGGCGUAAAUUGAAUGGAUCAAGUCAUGCUUCAACUGUUAGCUUGUGUUCUCCUUCAUUAUUCGUUGAUCUGGAGCGCAAUGACUCAAUAUAUCUACAUCACUAAAGGUUAUCAGUCAUUAUCAUGAGUCGACGUUUUGGCGCUCUUCGACACUUUCGGAAGUAGAUAGACGCGCUCUUUAUCAGUUAACAACACGCCUCUCCCAGCCAAUUCAUAUACAUGGUGUAUGAACUCAAUAAAUGUAAGCAAGUAUGUACAUGUGUGUGUGUCAACCUACAUUUGCGAGGUGUCUUCUACGGAGACUACUAACUGCUAAUAAAGACUACAAAAGCUUCUACGUUGGCAUUUUGCGAGAACCUCCAUAAUACUCACCUACCUGUCCACCAACUCAGCAGUUACUGACUUGCUUGGGUAUUAAAGCGGCAGCACUACCGGAAAAAGCAGUUCCAACAUUUUGCUUAGUACGACAACAGCGUCGUGGCGAGAAUACCAUACGUGUGUUAACGCGCGCAAAGAGUAACAGCCGUUCAAAAACCGUAUAGCAGCAAUAGUAACAACAACAAUAAAACUAUGUAGUGAGUUGUGUGUGUGAACAAAAGCCAUAAUCACGUUUAAGCCAGACUACAAAAUGACCGAGUUUAUGGAGGUACACGUACAGACAAAUCGAAAUCGCCGGGUUCCCAGAAGCAUCGACACCCGACAGGAGAUCUUUGGCAAUAGCGAUGCACGCGACAGGCAUAGAAAAUUGGAUUUAUUUCGCGAUAUGAUCGGUGCCAGUGUCAAUUUGGCGCUACGUGAUAAAUCCUGUUGUAUGGAUAUAAAUUUCUUAAAUCGUUUCUUAUAUGCGAAGAAAUUCGAUUGCGAAGCCGCUUUAGAUUUACUCAUUAAAUAUUUAUUAUUCAAAGAGCAUAAUAAGCAUAUUUUACAAAAACUCAGUAUUUUCGAUGAAAACAUACAAACAUCCUUAAGAGAUGGCAAUCCGUCCGUAUUGAAGCAGCGCGAUCGUAAGGGUCGGAAAGUGCUGACUUUCGCUGCUGCCAAUUGGGAUACCAAUAAAUACAGCAUGGAGGAUGUGUUCCGUGCGAUGCUCUUAUCUUUGGAUAAAUUACUGGAGAAUGUGGAGAAUCAGGCAUUGGGAUUCGUGGUGAUCGUCGAUUGGACGAACUUCACAUAUAAACAAUCGAAGCAUAUAUCGGCGAAAACGCUUAAGUUGAUGAUUGAAUGUUUGCAGGAUUGCAUGCCGGCAAAAUUCAAGGGCAUACAUUUUAUCGGUCAACCUUGGUAUGUGGAUGUGAUGUUAAAAGUAAUAAAACCCUUUUUAAAUGAGAAAAUAAAGCGACGCCUACUGGUACAUGGCACCAAUUUGACCAGCUUACAUAAUAUGGUCAGUAAAGAUAUUUUACCACCGGAUUUGGGUGGCGAAGGUCCGGCCAUUAAUACAUUGGACUGGUAUCAUUAUCUGUUGGAGUCAAGUCAGAAUUCGGAACUGAAAAAGUCCUAUAGACUUAUUGAAGCGACUGUAUAUGCCAAAACGGCAGAUUGGCAGAAACCGGUAGCAAUUACAAAUGGCGCGCAAAAAAUCGAAUCGAAUGGAAGUUUAGUUAAUAUUAAACAAAUCUCAUGACAAUGUAGACUUUUAGUUUUUAUAAUAAAUAUUUUUAGUGAUGCACUUGACUUUCAAUGUGUAUCAAAAUGUGUUUGUAUGUACUUGUAGAACUAUGUAUUUCCAUUAUUUUUUAUGUUUAUCGCAUUCAUUAUUAUCUUUAGUUUAUUUUUUAGUUUAUGAGUACACAAUUGUACGCGAUAAUAUAUUGAUUUAUGUUUGAAUGCAACA
Messenger RNA from Zeugodacus cucurbitae (melon fly), 2442 nucleotides. Its product is annotated as clavesin-2. Gene Ontology annotation, molecular function: phosphatidylinositol bisphosphate binding. Gene Ontology annotation, cellular component: membrane. The transcript is spliced from 4 exons. Lineage: Eukaryota; Metazoa; Arthropoda; Insecta; Diptera; Tephritidae. The record is from RefSeq and is a predicted model, not a curated record. The coding region runs from base 1237 to 2232 and encodes 331 amino acids.